GCAUCUGACCACGGUAGUCAGUUAUUAACCAGUUCUUGUCGAGUACAGUUGUUCAUUACAUCCCGUUGAAGAUCUUCUACCGAAAGCGAUCAUGUUGAAUUGGAAAGUAUUUCUGUUUGUUGCAGUGGCCGUGUUUCUCUUUGUGCAGUUCGACACUGCUGAAUCUUCCCCGUUCACCGAUUUACAACCAACUGGGCGACCGGCCACCGCUGGUCAGGCUUUGAAGAAUAUUCUACAGCGUGCCAUCGGUGAUAAUUCUUCCGACGAGAGCAAACCAAGCGCCGGCAGCAGCGAGGAACUAGGCCGGAUCUACUAUGGGUAGGUGAGAUUGGCGCCUAUUACGAUCACGUUCACCCUAUGGUACACACAACAAAGACUACUGCGGCUGAUGAGCUUCUGUCGUGCGAAUUGGGAUCGAAUGGAGCGCUGCAAUAAAGCCCCCAAACCCCCAUUGCGUGAGUGCAAUUUGUGAAUAGUUCAGGUUAUUGUUCCGCUUGUCAACCGCUAACCCGAACGGCAUCCCAUUCCCGGGGGGAUACUGUUGGAGUACGGUUCAGCACAAGUACAGCUUACGAAUAAACAUGCCCCACGUAGGUCGGUGCUCUUGGGUUCUAGUAACAAUUCUUCACUUCGUCCAUCAUUGUGCGGGUAAGCAUUUUGGGAAGGAACACUCACAAACACUCCAAUUGACCUUGAGCUCUUUGUUUGCUGGUAAUGGCACACGCUUCAACGGAAAAAAGCUUCCCCAGAAGAUCGUAUCGUAGGUCCCGACGUGCCUUCCGAAAUUCCUUCAUCCGAAAUGCCGUUCGUGUGCUCCGUGCGUCUCCAAAGCGUCCACCGAUGCUGUGCCUCCAUCUUGAAUCCGAACUGGCUGCUAACAUCCGGACAGUGUACGGCCGACCUGGCGCCGGAUGCAAUUUCAAUCGUUUGCGGCAUCCGUAUGUAUCGAACGGUGGUGGAGAUUGCACUUCUUCCUUACUACCGUCCGGCUGCAUCCAAACCGACGGCAAACGAUCUUGCACUGGUAAGGAAGUUUUGUUCGAAGGGAAAUGGGUUGCAUCUCACCAGGGAGUUGCCUUCAUUUUGUCCACACUUAGCUCCGAGUGGGGAGAGCACUCAGCUUUACGAGCAACGUGCAGCCCAUUCCAUUAUACGACGGGGUGGAAGUUUCCACAGAGACCGCAACCCUCGUCCGCUACGGACCAAUGGACGAACGGUGGAGUUGGUGGAAUCCAAAGCUUCAGGUACGGAUAUUGAUUUGGAUUGGAGUGCAGCUCAUUUGAAAUGGAACGUUUUUACACAGUGAAGUGGCUUCUUAUUGACCCAGGGAAUAGAAACACGCUAGGGAUAAAACGUUGAAAGAUAAAGGGGGAUUUGAUUGAGCGAUUCCUUUCCCGAGUUGAUUGGGCUUUUGAAAGCUUCUGAAUGGGAAUCCUCCAGCGUUUUUGUUCGGCAGCGAUAAGCACUAAUCUCUCCUAAACAAAACCUCUCAAUUGACCACAGCUGACUGAGGUGUCGAUAUUAUCAGCCUGCGAAUGUCAGCACCGUCUGGGGCCUACUCUGGCCCCCUAUCUCGAACCACGCAACAUCUGUACCGAUAACGGAUUUGUGACGACUAUGCUGCUAACCGCAACAGGUGGCCCGUCGUCGCGCUGUAUCGGUGAUUCGGGAGCACCGGUAAUGUUUGCUGCUUCCGAGCUGCAACCCUACACCCUGCUGGCGGUAACCGGGUGGACGGUCGCUCCUUACGGGACGCGCCCAUCGGUGCACGUUCGUGUUGCGCCGCAUCUCGACGGGAUUCUGUCCAUUAUCGGGGUCAAUUAACGCACCCGAUUAAGUUCCCCCGUUUAAAAUACGCGAUAAGAUAAAUCUUCCCAUUUUUCUGGAUAGCAAAAAUAAAACCAUUUUUGCAACACGAAACACCAACAAUCUCCAUGGGUUUCAACCUUGAUAAAGCCGGCGGGCGCUAAGAUGCAACGGAUCAUUUGCAGUAAUGAAGUCAAUUACGUUGGUGCUGUGGGCGAUUGCGGGCAUUGUUGCCGUUGCCGUUGAUGCUGCUCCCGAGCGUAGAAUCUUCGGCGGUACGGAUGCGUUCGAGGGCGAACUACCAUACCAGGUGUCCAUCCAGCGCGCGUUCCUAACCUCCCGGACGCACGUGUGCGGCGGUACGAUCCUGAACCCGCUGCACGUACUGACGGCGGCCUCCUGCUUCUGGACCGACCAGAGCUCGAGGUUUGAAAUCGUGGCCGGCAAUUUACGCAUUGACCGGCCGGCUGACACGCAGCAGGUGCUCGGUGUGUUCUGGAUCCGAAUGCAUCCGGGAUAUACCGGUGGUACUAGCUCGUUCGAUGUCGCUGUGGUCCGCACCUCGUCCGCCUUCUUCUUCACGAAUCUGAUUCGUCCGGUAGCAUUGCCGGCGUUCGAUGAAAUCCCAACCGGGCUGGUGCGUGUCGGCGGCUGGGGCUCGACCACCAAUAGCAUCCUGCCCGGGAACAACUUCUCCAAUGUGUUGCAGAAAAUCAACGUACUGCUCGUACCGUGGAAUGAGUGUCUGAGUGUGCUGGGUGGUCCGGGGGGACCGUUCGAUGAGCGGAACAUCUGUACCGGACCGUUGAGCGGUGGCAUCUCGACCUGUACGGGUGAUGCGGGCGGUGGUGCGGUGCAGCAUCUUCCGGAUGGGACGUUCCUGCAGGUCGGCAUCAUUACGUGGAAUGUGUUGCCGUGCGGUGGCAUUAACACACCGUCCAUCUAUACGCGUGUGUCCGCCUUCGUCGAUUGGAUACAGGCAAACUCGGCUGUGUAGAGCGGAAUAGCGGAGGGGAAAAUAAGGAAUCGGACGUUUGAUAUUGGGAAGAUAACGGUGCUGAAAAUGAUAGGAAGGGUGGGAAUUUUAAUUACCCAAUACCGGUAUUUUGACAUUAAUAAAAGCAAUCCAAAAGCAGUCUCCCUCAAUUCCCAGCGUUUGGACGAGUGAUUCUGAUGACACAUAUACACAGCAACGCACAUCAAAGCGAGACAUAUCCGAAUCAAACGCUACCAGGCAUCGAUUAAUCAUCGCAAUAUCUUAUCGCCCAACCUCAACCAAAAG
Anopheles merus is the source of this 3088-nucleotide messenger RNA. Its product is annotated as trypsin-1-like. The coding region runs from base 1994 to 2803 and encodes 269 amino acids. The transcript has 5 exons. Lineage: Eukaryota; Metazoa; Arthropoda; Insecta; Diptera; Culicidae. Gene Ontology annotation, biological process: proteolysis. Gene Ontology annotation, molecular function: serine-type endopeptidase activity. The record is from RefSeq and is a predicted model, not a curated record.